AUCCUUAGCAUCUUGCCUUUGAAAGUUUGCAUGUAUUAAACACAAGUUCCUGACUAAGUAGUCAGAUUAUUCUAGAAGUCUGACCUCUGCAUAACAUACAUUGACAUCUAUAUUUAAAGCUAUGAAGUGAGGCAUGAAUCAAUGGGUGAUAAAACAUUAACCAGCAGCGGGGUGCUUGGAUGUGUUAACGCCACAGUGAUCUGUCCAGGGGCUACACCACUCAUAUUGCCCUAAAUUUAUCACCACUUUCCAGUCCAAACAGCGGUUUGGUCAACACGGAGAAUAAUGAAGCCCCGUCCCUCACUGCUUAUGCUGCUCUGCUUCUUUAGAUAUGGACUGGCUGGUGAGGUCAGGACAGGGUCUCCUGAAGGACCUGCCUCUGUCAGCUCUUCUCCUCCUCAUGGCCCUAGUCCUUCACAUCAGAUUAAGGAGAAAUGUGAAGGUAUAAGUCUAGAAACCCAGCGAGCAGUUGGUGGUGCUGUAGCCAAAUUGGGACUGAAGCUUCUGGAGGACCUGCAACCUGGGCCUGAACAACCAAAUGUUGUUCUUUCUCCUUUAAGUGUUUCUCUUGCACUGGCUCAAUUGGCUUUAGGUGCUGUGAACGAGACAGAAAAGCACCUAUUAAGUGCUCUGCAUGCAAGCCUGUUACCUGACUAUUAUAAAACUUUAAGCUGCCUCCAAGAACAGCUAAUUACCAAGGCCAUUAAAGUGGCCUCUCGUAUCUACCUCAAACCAGGUAUUGUCCUGAAGAAGGAAUUUGUAGAGAGAUCCCUUCAGCUGUUCAAGUCGUCACCCACACCACUCACUUCUCUAGAAGAGGUCAAUCAGUGGGUGGGGGAAGCCACCAGUGGUCACAUGAACAACUUUUUGUCCAGUCUUCCACCCAAUGUUCUCUUGAUGUUGAUAAAUGCAGUUCAUUUUAAAGGGGAGUGGAAGUCACGCUUUGAAUCACGUCAUACUACCAAGGACCUCUUCUACAUUAACAAACAAACUGCUGUAAAAGUGGAUAUGAUGACCGGAUCUAAAUAUCCACUCAGCAUGUUUGUGGAUGGAGACAAAGACACACAGGUUGCAAGAUUUCCUUUCCAAGGAAAUACAAGUUUUCUGGUGGUCAUGCCAAUGCCAUCCCAGAAUCUGUCACAAGCCGCUGCCAACCUAAACAUAACAGACCUGUAUGAACGUCUACCCAGUGAGACAACCAUGCUUGUGAAACUACCAAAGAUCAAACUUGAAUAUAAACAGGAUUUGCAAAGUGCACUCUCAAACAUGGGAUUGGCAUCUCUGUUCUCUGGACCAGACCUGUCUGGCAUAGCAGGGGGUCCACUGGUAGUGUCAGGUGUGCAGCACGCUUCCAGUAUGGAGCUAAAUGAGGAAGGUGCAGAGGCCUCUGCUACUACUUCUGUGAUACUGGUGCGCACGGUCCCCAUUUUCGCAGUCAACAUGCCCUUCAUCUUUGCCAUAGUGGAUGAUGUCUCCCACACACCUCUCUUCCUUGGCAUGGUCACCAACCCAAAUCCUGGAGCAACUGAUGACCCUGAUAUCAUAACUCCAUUGAGCAGCAUGACGGCAACUGAAGCACCGCAAAACGAUGUUCCUUACUGGGAUAACAUGCUCCAUGAUGUGGGGGAUGAAGGUGAGGAAACAGAACGACUCCUCAAUCAUUAGAUGGUUGAGGAACACGGCCUAAAAGGAAUACAGAGAAGCAUGGACCCGUCCCCACUAUCACAUACUGUGUACCAGUCAUGCAUGUGUCAUGAUAAAGUCAGCCAUAAAAGGUCCCUUAGGGCUUGGAGUUAGAAAAUACACAUCCAAGUCUUCUGAUGACAAUAUGCUAGUGCAGUUUUAUACAAUGGACAUUCUAUGGACAAAAACACACCAAUAUUUGCAAAGAGAUGUUGAUCCUUUACAUUACAUUUUUAAUUUUUUUCAACCCAAACUGCAUGUUUGAGGCAGUAAAGGUGAUUUGAUUUUUUAUUUUACCUUACAUUGGUCAGAACAUAUACUAAUUGUGGCGAUUAAAGUAUAAUGUUACAUA
Messenger RNA from Astyanax mexicanus (Mexican tetra), 2035 nucleotides. It is a transcript of the gene serpinf2a, whose product is annotated as serpin peptidase inhibitor, clade F (alpha-2 antiplasmin, pigment epithelium derived factor), member 2a. Bases 286 to 1665 code for a protein of 459 amino acids. Gene Ontology annotation, biological process: negative regulation of endopeptidase activity. NCBI's taxonomy places the organism in Eukaryota, Metazoa, Chordata, Actinopteri, Characiformes, Acestrorhamphidae. Gene Ontology annotation, molecular function: serine-type endopeptidase inhibitor activity. The transcript is spliced from 8 exons. The record is from RefSeq and is a predicted model, not a curated record.